This is a messenger RNA of Priapulus caudatus, 1443 nucleotides long. RefSeq lists its product as uncharacterized. Lineage: Eukaryota; Metazoa; Priapulida; Priapulimorpha; Priapulimorphida; Priapulidae. The coding region runs from base 844 to 1443 and encodes 199 amino acids. The transcript has 4 exons. The record is from RefSeq and is a predicted model, not a curated record.
UCUUUGUAUCUGUGAACAUAUAAUACCUACCUAGCAACGAGAAAUAAACUUGCUGACGAUAACGACGAAAGAGCUACUCAAUGCAUUUCUGUAUUUACUUAUCACAUUAGGAACUUGAAGAAAAAGGUCAUGGAAAACUUCAAUCAUGUUGAGGAUUUUCUCAAGUUCACUACAGCUGCCAUGGUAUGCUAUCUGGCGAUGAUGUUGUGCGGUACAUCGAAACUCACAGACAAACUGACGCUCGAUGUGUCUCAUCUUGCAAGAAGCAUCGUUUCGACAGUUUGGUUGCAGGUGAGAUAUGACAUAAGCGGUUUAAACAUAUGCUAUGACAGUUGCAAAGGAAAAAUAUAACUCCAUUCUGCAAAUAAGGUGUUUGAACAUUUAAUAUCAUAUUUUCGCCACAAUUUGCUUAACAUUGAAGGUGUCAUUGUAGUCCCGUCAAAUAUUGUACCUAAAAUUCUUUGGCAAAAUUCAAUGUGUGCUUAUCCUACCCUGUUAACGUAAAUACUAGCAUUCACGUUGUAUAACGGAUACCAAUAUGCAUGCUCAGCUGCCAAAAGAAGACCUGGCAGAUGUCGUCGAGGGUCACAACGACAUCUGUUCUGAAACUGCCGAAAAUGCUGCAUCAGCAUAUGAGUACUGCACAUGCAUGGAAGGUACAUUACAUUUUGUCCCAUAGCCUUAAACAUAAUGUUUGCCACUUUCAGUCCCUUAAACAUUUUAAAUGGUAUUGCAAUCGGUUUGUAAACAUGGUGUGCGAAUGGCAUAUGAAUAAUUUGUUUGACACACCUAAAUUUCUAGGGCGGUGUUCUAUGUUUGCGUGUUUCAGAGCGAGACACUGCUAUGAUAGCAUGUGACAACAUGCUGUGCAAGAGUGGCAUGUGGUUUCACCUCGAUUGCAUGGGCAUAACUGAAUCCACAAUUCCUGACGGAGAGUGGUUCUGCUCAGAUGAAUGCCGCGCAUCGAAGAGUGAGAGCCCAUGCCUGAAUGAAGGCGAACUCGACCACGUUCUCGAAUAUAGCAAGUCUGUUUUAUGGCGAGGGCUCCUUGACCGAGCUCAAAGAGACGUAGUCCGAGAAGGUGACGGCGCUGCCCAGAUCAGCAUGUGGCGCAUCUCCAUGCCCGAGUUCUGGCUGAGGCGCCAUCACAAGUACCUCAUUCUUGGUCACCGCCUUCUAGCAGGUGUAGCAGGAUUCCUGCCAAAGCGCCUGGCCAUGGACACAAUGUGGAAUCGCACUAUUAAUCUGCACGGUGGCGCAGGCCACAACAUUCCCAUGGAUCGAGUUUGCGAAUUUCUUAACGACGAUUUCAAAGAAAUUCUAAAACACUCAAGGGGGAAGUACACGGACGCGCAGGUGCAGAGAUGUGGAAGGAUAGUGGGUCCCCUUGGGAACGCGCUGGAUGACAAAUUCAGCGAGGCAGUAGAGGAGGCAGCUGGUUAA